AAAUGUUGUUUUGCUUGUCAUGUGCAGGUACACAGCAGGCAUAGUGGGUGGCCUGUCAACAGUGGCGGCGUGCGCGCCUAGUGAGCAAUUCUUGAACAUGGCGGCGCCGCUCGGUAUCGGCCUUGGAGUGGUGUUCGCCGCCUCCCUCGGCUCCAUGUUCCUAGCGCCCACCACCGCCCUCGGCUCCGGCCUCUACUCCAUCAGCCUCUACGGCGGCCUCCUCGUCUUCUCCGGAUUCCUGCUCUACGACACGCAGAAGAUCAUCAAGCACGCCGAAACGCAUUCGCCCUACGCCAUCGACAAAUACGACCCGAUCAACAUGUCGAUGAGCAUCUACAUGGAUACAAUCAACAUUUUCAUAAGAAUUGUUUCAAUUCUGAGCAAUGGAGGCUCUUCAAAGAGGCGAUAAGUCCAAAUAGAACUGAUCAUUCUAGAAUAUCAAAACUGUAAAAUAAGCGAAUUUAUCAUUUUUUUAUUUGACUUCAUUUAAACGUUUCAUUUAUUAUACUCAUCAUGGUUCAAAUAAUGGAGAAAAAUGUAUUCCACUUUCUUGUUAUCCUUAAUAAAAAAAUUGAAUCUUAAUUCAACGCGCUGAAAUACUUAUACAGAGGAAAAAUUGUGUAUUAUAAUACUAUUCAUUUCUUGAAAAAAUAUGUAAGCUAGUUACUUGAAUGCGUUUGAAAUCACAAAAAUUAUAUUCAUAAUAAUAAAUUAUUUCAAAAAACUUGA
Nilaparvata lugens (brown planthopper) is the source of this 729-nucleotide messenger RNA. RefSeq names its product growth hormone-inducible transmembrane protein. The record is from RefSeq and is a predicted model, not a curated record. Gene Ontology annotation, cellular component: mitochondrial inner membrane. NCBI's taxonomy places the organism in Eukaryota, Metazoa, Arthropoda, Insecta, Hemiptera, Delphacidae. The coding region runs from base 20 to 409 and encodes 129 amino acids. The transcript is spliced from 2 exons.